AUGGCUAAAAAAAUCCUUGGUAACCUGACAGUACAGUAUUGGUCUGGAUUAGACACUAACACACAGGUCUCUGGGGCAGAACAAAAUGAUGAUGAUACUGAACUCAGGUUCAUUGAACCAAUGGUGCUUUACGCAGGACGGAAAGGUAUUCUAGAGCGUUUGGAUGCUGGAGAAAUUGUGAUUGGAGAUGGAGGAUUUGUCUUUGCUCUUGAAAAGAGGGGAUAUGUAAAAGCUGGGCCUUGGACUCCUGAAGCAACUGUAGAACACCCUGAAGCAGUUCGCCAGCUUCACCGGGAAUUCCUCAGAGCUGGAUCCAAUGUUCUGCAGACAUUCACCUUCUAUGCCAGUGAGGACAAACUAGAGAACAGGGGCAAUUAUGUAGCUGAGAAAAUAAGCUGCCAGAAAGUGAAUGAAGCUGCUUGUGACAUUGCAAGAGAAGUGGCUAACGAGGGUGAUGCUUUAGUGGCUGGAGGAGUCAGUCAAACUCCAUCAUACUUGAGCUGCAAGGAUAAAACAGAGGUUAAAGCAGCCUUCAGAAAGCAACUAGAAGUCUUUAUGAAGAAGAAUGUGGACUUCCUCAUCGCAGAGUACUUUGAACAUGUCGAAGAGGCUGUCUGGGCAGUGGAAGUUCUAAAAGAAUCUGGAAAGCCAGUUGCAGCUACAAUGUGCAUUGGUCCAGAAGGAGACAUGCAUGGAGUGCCCCCUGGACAAUGUGCUGUCCAGCUGGUAAAGGCUGGUGCUUCUAUCAUUGGAGUCAACUGCCAUUUUGAUCCAGAAAUUUCCCUGGAAACUGUGAGACUGAUGAAAGAGGGCUUGCAGGCUGCUAAACUCAAAGCCCACCUGAUGUCCCAGCCACUUGCUUUCCACACGCCUGAUUGUGGAAAACAGGGUUUUAUUGACCUUCCAGAAUUUCCUUUUGGUCUGGAGCCAAGAAUUGUAACCAGGUGGGACAUUCAGAAAUAUGCAAGAAAGGCCUAUGACUUAGGAGUUCGUUUCAUCGGAGGUUGCUGUGGGUUUGAGCCAUACCACAUUCGAGCAAUCGCUGAGGAGCUGGCUCCUGAAAGGGGAUUUUUGCCAGAAGCUUCUGAGAAACAUGGUAGCUGGGGAGAUAAUCUGAGCAUGCAUACCAAACCCUGGGUCAGAGCAAGGGCAAGAAAAGAAUACUGGGAGAACCUGAAGCCUGCUUCAGGCAGGCCAUACAGUCCUUCCAUGUCUAAGCCAGAUGGCUGGGGAGUGACCAAAGGAGCCAAGGAGCUGAUGCAGCAGAAAGAGGCAACAACUGAACAACAGCUGAAGGAGCUCUUCCAGAAACAGAAGUGAUUUAUCUAC
Messenger RNA from Acanthisitta chloris (rifleman), 1329 nucleotides. Its product is annotated as betaine--homocysteine S-methyltransferase 1. Gene Ontology annotation, molecular function: zinc ion binding; betaine-homocysteine S-methyltransferase activity. The transcript is spliced from 9 exons. Lineage: Eukaryota; Metazoa; Chordata; Aves; Passeriformes; Acanthisittidae. Bases 1 to 1320 code for a protein of 439 amino acids. The record is from RefSeq and is a predicted model, not a curated record.